Bradysia coprophila is the source of this 1082-nucleotide messenger RNA. RefSeq names its product U3 small nucleolar ribonucleoprotein IMP4. Gene Ontology annotation, cellular component: small-subunit processome; Mpp10 complex; nucleolus. Gene Ontology annotation, molecular function: rRNA primary transcript binding; snoRNA binding. Gene Ontology annotation, biological process: rRNA processing. The record is from RefSeq and is a predicted model, not a curated record. Lineage: Eukaryota; Metazoa; Arthropoda; Insecta; Diptera; Sciaridae.
CAUUUCUGUCUUAAAAAAAAAACUUCUCAAACAACGUGCACGAGAAAUGCACAUACUUCGAAACCUCAAAAUAAAAUAAAGUUUCGGUCGACAAUAAAGAUAAAAUAACAAAAAUGUUGCGAAGACAGGCCCGUUUACGGCGAGAAUACUUGUACAGAAAAUGUGCCGAAGAUAAGCAUAAACAGCUACAAGAGAAAAAAGACCGACUAAAACGGAGCUUAGAUGAAGGAAUUCCUAUACAUGGUGAUCUACGGAGGGAAGCGCUAUCGCUUCAAGAUAAAUUGAAAUGGAACGAUGAAGGUCCAAGUGCAGCGGCUGCAAUUAGCGGUGUUAGUGGUGGAGCUAAUACAGCCAAUUCACAAGACGAUGAGUACAGAUAUGCAGGGUGUGAAGAUCCGAAAAUCAUGAUCACAACCUCACGUGACCCGUCAGCUCGAUUGAAGAUGUUUGUUAAGGAGCUCCGUCUAAUCUUUCCGAAUGCUCAACGCAUGAACCGUGGUAACUACGAAAUGAAACAGCUAAUUCAUGCGUGCCGGGCGAACGACGUGACCGAUUUCGUUGUGGUACAUGAACAUCGAGGUGUUCCCGAUAACUUAGUCAUCUGCCAUCUGCCGCACGGACCAACUGCCUAUUUCAAUUUAUCUGGUGUGGUUAUGCGACACGACGUACCCGACAUUGGACCGAUGAGUGAACAGAAGCCGCAUCUGAUAUUCCACAAUUUCAAAACAAAAUUGGCCGAACGAACCAUGUCCAUUUUGAAGUAUUUGUUUCCCGUGCCCAAAGAGGACUCGAAACGUGUGAUCACUUUUGCCAAUCAUGACGAUUACAUUGCGUUCCGCCAUCACACAUACAAAUACGUUGAACGUGAAAUUGAUAUGACGGAAGUCGGACCGAGAUUCCAGUUGAAAUUGUAUCAAAUCAAAUUGGGUACAUUAGAUGAGGUGCAGUCUGCUGACACUGAAUGGGUUUUGAGACCGUAUAUGAAUACAGCGGCAAAGAGAAGAUUUUUGUCAGACGAAGAUGGGUGGGUGCAGGACGAUGAUGUUGAACAGAAUUAAAGUAUCCGAAAUGCGAGAAUUUGU